AUGGGCUCCACAAAUUCUCAAAAACCUCCAAAGAUUCAAUCGAUUCUUGCAUUGCCAUCUAAUUUCAAAAGGAUUACUUGCCCAACAUGUGAUAUGACAUAUAAUCCACAUAUACCUCAAGAUAAAUUACUACAUAAUAAAUACCAUACAAAUUUCAUCAAUGGGAUUCCGUGGAAUUAUAAAACAGAUGAUGAUGUUUCGAUAAUUGAGAAUUUUACAUUAGUUGAAAAACAGAGUUUGAACCCAACUGGGAAAUUAAAGCUGACAAGAACGCGUCUGACUGUUAAAGGUUCUAUAAUUUGUAUAAAUAAAUCAAACAAACGGCAUUUACUAAAAGUAGAACUACUACUAAAUAUAGUGAACCAAGAGUUGAAUGCCAGUCAAGAUUCCGGACAAUGGAAGAAACUUGAAUUUGAUAAAAGCAAAGCGUUUGUGAUAAUAAUAGAAAACAAGGCAAUUGGAUUGUGCACAACAGACACAAUUCAACCUGAUCAAGGAAGGUGGAUGAUACAUAAAACACAAUCUAUAGUACCCAACCAGAUUAAUAGAAAAGUUGUCAUUGGAAUUUCAAGAAUAUGGAUCAGCCUGAAAUGGAGACAAUACGGUUUAGGUAAAAAACUUUUAGAUGUUGUUUUGAAAAAUUCUAUUUACAGUGUGCAAUUAUCGAAAAAUCAAGUUGCAUUCAGUCAACCCAGUUUUAGUGGUGGAAUGUUGGCAAAAUCAUUCAAUGGGGUGAAACACAAAAGUGGCGAAAUGUUGUUACCCGUAUAUAUUGAAUAA
This is a messenger RNA of Candida dubliniensis CD36, 780 nucleotides long. RefSeq lists its product as uncharacterized. The coding region runs from base 1 to 780 and encodes 259 amino acids. Gene Ontology annotation, cellular component: nucleus; chromatin. The record is from RefSeq and is a predicted model, not a curated record. Lineage: Eukaryota; Fungi; Ascomycota; Pichiomycetes; Serinales; Debaryomycetaceae. Gene Ontology annotation, molecular function: protein-lysine-acetyltransferase activity. Gene Ontology annotation, biological process: mitotic sister chromatid cohesion. The transcript has a single exon.